This is a messenger RNA of Sorex fumeus (smoky shrew), 5047 nucleotides long. RefSeq names its product ADP ribosylation factor like GTPase 5A (gene ARL5A). The transcript is spliced from 6 exons. Gene Ontology annotation, cellular component: cytoplasm; trans-Golgi network. NCBI's taxonomy places the organism in Eukaryota, Metazoa, Chordata, Mammalia, Eulipotyphla, Soricidae. The coding region runs from base 275 to 814 and encodes 179 amino acids. Gene Ontology annotation, biological process: intracellular protein transport; protein localization to Golgi membrane; vesicle-mediated transport. The record is from RefSeq and is a predicted model, not a curated record. Gene Ontology annotation, molecular function: GTPase activity; GTP binding.
GGCCCGCGAGGCUCGUCGCAGACAACGCGGCGGCGAUGUCCGCGCGCCAGGCGAGUGCCGCGGCGGCAGCGGCAGGGCCUCGCGCGCGCCAGGGCGACCUGGGCUUCGGCCUCCCUCCGGUUCCUAGGAAGCGGGCCGGCGUCCAGCGCGGGGGAAGCAGCAGAGGCGGAGGCGGCUCCGGCGCGGCGCUUUGCUCCCCGUCCGCCUGAGCCCCGGGGAGGCCGGGCGGCCCGGGGUGGCGGGUGGAGGGGGCGGGGGUCCCCCCCGCCCGAGGAUGGGCAUUCUCUUCACCAGGAUCUGGAGGCUGUUCAAUCACCAGGAGCACAAAGUUAUCAUUGUUGGUUUGGAUAAUGCGGGGAAAACGACCAUUCUUUAUCAGUUUUCCAUGAAUGAAGUUGUACAUACAUCUCCUACAAUAGGAAGUAACGUAGAAGAGAUAGUGGUUAAUAAUACACGUUUUCUAAUGUGGGAUAUUGGUGGCCAAGAAUCUCUUCGUUCUUCCUGGAACACUUAUUAUACCAACACAGAGUUUGUAAUAGUUGUUGUGGACAGUACAGACAGAGAAAGGAUUUCUGUGACUAGAGAAGAACUCUACAAAAUGUUAGCCCAUGAGGACCUAAAGAAAGCUGGAUUGCUGAUUUUUGCUAAUAAACAAGAUGUUAAAGAAUGCAUGACUGUAACAGAAAUUUCCCAGUUUCUGAAACUAACUUCUAUUAAAGAUCACCAGUGGCAUAUACAGGCAUGCUGUGCUCUUACUGGCGAGGGGUUAUGCCAAGGACUUGAGUGGAUGAUGUCACGACUUAAGAUUAGAUGAUCUCUGUGACCUCCUCUCUCAUGAACUUUGUUAUGAACGAAGUGCUGGACUUUACCUGAAAGCUGCAAAAAUUCAUGGUUUAGAUAUAUUUAUAAUAAACUGAUUUAAACUUUUUCUAUAAGAAGAAAAAUUAGGACCACUUAUUUGAAAACAAAGAUGAAGCCUCACUCCCAAUCUACUUUCUCAUUAGUUCCUUCCAAAGCAAGGUCUUAAAGCUGUGAUUGACAUUUUUCUUAUAAUGAAUCCUCUCAGGACAUUGUGUGGCCUGUGGUAAGUAUAAAGGGAGAGGAAAACAUUUUAACUUCAAGAGCUUUAUUAUCAGUAUAACCCUCCCUAGUUGAAUGUUGUUCUCUUGUUUCAUUAAGUCAGAAUACAAAUCAGCACAAAUCAGUUUCAUCUUUUAAAAUGUAAUGUUACUUAUAAAAAGUAUUUUGCAUAAACUUGUGUAUGUAUUGUGUAAAUACCUCAAGUUCCAGUAAAUGACUUUGAUUUAUGUUCUAAGGAAAAGUGGAUAACACAAAAAUUAAUAAUAUUCCUAGUAUAACCAUAAUACAGUGAGUUCUGGUAUUGAUGUUAAUUGCCUUUUUGUACUUUUCCUCUGUGUUCUCUGUCUUGUACUAACCUCCCACACCACCACCGCCCCCAAAAUUAUUUAGCUGCUCUUAAAAACAAAAGAAAGAAAAAAAGGGAAAAGCUUGACAUUGGGUACCUAUUUUUUUGUUGAUCAAAUCACAUGCAUGGAAACAUAAUCCAGUUGAGUGGAUUUCUUAUCAUAUUCUUGCUUAGCGUCGAUGGUAGAAUUUCCCAUUAAACUAUCAGCUGUUUCCUUUUAUUGGCGCUUAUGCCAUCUGGGUUACUGACUAAAUUACUAAUCCAUUAAUAGUCAGUCAUUAAUUAUGGUUAAAAUCAGUGAUUUUUUUCAGCAUUAGUGGAAAGCUGUUUUAUAAAACAUGUCUAUCCAGACAAGUAUCACCCUAUAAAUACUAUUAAAUAAUUAAGCUAGAAUCUUCUUAAUUUAGGUAUUUAGUUAAAAGCAUUUGAAGUGAAUUUGAGAUAAAGCUUAUUUCCCAAGCAACAAAAAUUUCUUGAAUUAAAAUUUUGUUUCUUAGGAAUUAGAAUAAUUUGAGAUAUUUCUGUUUCUGUGGGUUUUCAUUUUAUGUUCUUAUACCAGUAAUUCAUUGUUUGACAACUACAAAAUGCAAAUUUUUAAUGCUAUUAAGAACAUUAAAAAUCUAUUUUUUUUAAACUAAGAAGUAAUGGCUCAAAAUAUCUUUUCUGUUUACUUAGGUUUUUGUUUUAUGCCUUUUUAAUUUCAUAAAAUCAGUGGUAUUUCUGUUGUAACUGUACAGACACUUAAGUGUGUUUAAACAUAUUUUUGGGAUACUUUGUGAAUCUCAUGCUCUCAAAAUCUGAAGGCAAAUCCAAACUGGCUUGUUACCAAAUAUUCAAAGAAAUAAAAUAAUGACUUAGAAUUCAUAAGAAUUUUGAUUAGAAAUAAUACCUAGCAUAUUCUAUAAACUGGCAAAACUUUGAAAGUUAUUUUCUAUAAAAUAUACAAUGCUUAAUAUCUAAAUCCAGGUCAGCAUGGAAGAUCUAUGUUGAAUACGGAAUGUUUUGUAGUUUAUAAUGUUUAAAAUGCAAGCAUAAAAUUUUAAUAUUUGCCAGCAUGCUUUGACAAAAGUAAAUCCUAAAUUCUUAAACUUGCUCAUAUUUAAUGUUUUAAAAUCUCAGUAAGGAUUUACUUGUAUAUUAAAAACUUAAAUCUGUUUUGUUUUUGCUGCAGUUUCAUCAGAGACAAAUAUUUCUUAAAAUCACCCAGCAAAUCCAUUACGUUUUAUCCUUUUCUUUGAAUAUCGUGUAUUUUUUAAUUGCUGCCAUAUCAUUUCAACAGUAUACCAGCCCAUUUUCUUGUCAUCAGGUAUUGGUUGAAAUGUAUUCUUAAUUAGGUGAUUAAAGCAUGUACUACAUUGUUAGAGUAAAUAAUCUACCAUGAAAGCUCGUGGUAGAUUAUUUACAUUAACAUUAUGAGAAUGCACGAAAUCUUAUAUAACACAUUUAAAAGACCUGAUUUUUUUUUUUUUGUUAUAUUCUACCCUUGUAAGCAUAAGAAACAUGGUGGUAUCUCUGUAUCAUGCAUAAAAUCAAAAUUGGGAGAAAAUUUAAAUUCAGGUAUGAAAAUAUGUCAAAAUAAUGUUAACAGUAUUACUUCCGGAUACGGUGGAAAGCUUCAUAUGUUGGCAGUUUACAUGCAGCUUAAGAUUUCCAUCUUAACAAAGGACAAUGCUCUUGUUUGUAUAUUCCUUCUGGGUAUAAACAGAUAUUUAUGGUCAUUGUGCUCAGCUUUAAAAAGAGUAAAGCUUCAUACCUCUGUACAUGUGGGUGGAUUUAAAUAUCAUGUGUUUGAUACUAAUUUUGAGUAACUUCUUGAUAACCUGGUAAAAGUAACUGUAUGCUAUAUUCAUUUAAAUAUGUUUAUUUUGUCAUAAUAGCAUUUUAAUUUAUAUCUUACAAAUUAUGUGAGGAUUCUUGUUUGAAAGUUUCACUUCUACAGCAGCUCUCAUGAUAGGGCAAAGAGUAUAUUGAAAGCAGAUGGUUUGGGGGAUAGGAGGAAAGAGGUAGGGAAUAAAUCAUGACAUUUUGCCUUAAGAAUUAAGCAUGACUUUAGCACUGCGGACAGGCACUUUUCAUGCAGGUAUAGUAAAGUGGUUUUAGAAGCGUAGUGUGAAAUAGAACAAAAGUUUCUGUUUCUCAUCCUUAAGAAGUGCCUCAUCAGUAGUUACAAUGAGACCACAGAGAAGCACAGGGAGCUUGAGGAAAAGCAGGAAAUCCCCGGUUGGUUUUCCAUUUUGUCUAAAUGUAUAGUAUUGAGAUGCCUAGAAAUGGGAUUCUAUUGUCCCUGAUCUUUUAGGCACUUUACAUUUCUUGCUGUGACUACGGCAACCACAAAACAGUACAGACAACCUCAAAAUCUGUUUAUAUUAGUGUAAAUAGAAAAACUUCAGAGAAUUUUCUAGUUUUCUCUGCAGGCAAUUUUGAGAAUAUAUCUGUAGUAUGUUCUACUAUGUAUAUAGGGGAUUGCAGCACAUCGCAGACUAUCUGAGGACCUUGGGGUGAUAUCCCAAUUGCCCAGAUAAUAUCCUAUCAGUCUCUCUUCCAAGGCUGAGUAAAAACAGAUUUCUUUGCAUGAUUUAACUGUGACUUCUUUGUCCAAUAUAAUCUGGACGUUCUUGCUUCAAGAUUAGCUUUCCAUCUCUUCUGAUAAAUUAUCCAAACUCUCUAUAUCCAUUGUUCCCCAAAGUAGUUUCUGGGGUACUCCAGUUCUUUGCUCUCCUCCAACCACUGACUUGAUUGGUCUGUGUCUUGUUCCUGUGAGAGUAUUAUCAGAAUUAUUGAGUCCAUCAACAGACUGGCUUGCUGGCUUUAUAGUUUGUGAAUGCCAGUCGUAUAAUUCUUUAAGUUAUACUCUACUUAUCAUCUUAAUGUUUCAUAAAGUUUUGUCUUUAUGUCGAUAAAAACUAAAUUCAGAUUAAGAAGAGACUACCUAGACUGCCACUUCUUUGAGUUAUUCUUCAUGGAGGGAUGUAUAUUAUCUUCCCAUUACCAAAACCGAGUUGUAUUCUAGAGAGUAGCAAUGUGAGUUAGAGAAAGAUGCCAAACCAAAUUUAUACACAGUAUUUAACCUGAAGACUUCUCUGUCUUAAAUCACGAUCUACUUUCCAUUUUUCCUUCUUACGUUAACAAAAAAAAUAAACAUUAGAUGUAUAAAGUAAUUAGUAACAAGAUCCAGUCUUGACAAAACACAUUUGUAGAAAUGACCUUUAAAAGACAUCAGAGUUAUCAUGUGUUAACUUUGUACUUAGAAAAUACUUAUACUUUCACAAAAAUAAAACAUCUGUCUUAUGCCUCCUCAAGGAAUGAGGAUUUUAAUAAAAGAAAUCCAGGAUUUAAAAGUUGGAUGCUUAGCAUUGACUGAUUCUGUUUAAUUCUAAAAAUUGCGUAUGUAAUUGUGAAGAAAUAUAACAGGAUGGAGUUGGGUUAAUUAUGCAAUAUUUCCUAACAGUUGUGUAGCUUUUGUGUAUUCUAAAUACUGAAGUUUGAUUCAUUAUGGUCUUGCCUGCUAGAUGCACUGUUCUUGGUAGAAAAUUCUGAUUGUCUGUACUCAGGAAGUGCCUAAAAUUGAUUUGUGUUGAUUGUUAAGUCCCUCUAAUAAAUUAUAUAUGUAUGUGUUUUCUA